This is a messenger RNA of Sycon ciliatum, 357 nucleotides long. RefSeq lists its product as uncharacterized. The transcript has 3 exons. The coding region runs from base 1 to 357 and encodes 118 amino acids. The record is from RefSeq and is a predicted model, not a curated record. Lineage: Eukaryota; Metazoa; Porifera; Calcarea; Leucosolenida; Sycettidae.
AUGUACAUUCAUGUACAUUCAUAUGUACAUUCAUGUACAUUCAUGUACAUUCAUGUAAUUCAUGUACAUUCAUGUACAUUCAUGUACAUUCAUGUACAUUCAUGUACAUUCAUGUACAUUCAUGUACAUUCAUGUACAUUCAUGUACAUUCAUGUACAUUCAUGUACAUUCAUGUACAUUCAUGUACAUUCAUGUACAUUCAUGUACAUUCAUGUACAUUCAUGUACAUUCAUGUACAUUCAUGUACAUUCAUGUACAUUCAUGUGUACAUUCAUGUACAUUCAUGUGUACAUUCAUGUACAUUCAUGUGUACAUUCAUGUACAUUCCAUGUACAUUCAUACAGCCAGACUGAUUGA